AUAUCGAUCCGUAUAUAUAACUAUUGAAGAGAAAAUGUCGUAUCUAAAAAUCAGUUGAGAGUAUUUAAUUCAAAUAAACCGUAGUCAAUUGUACACUAGAUUAAUAACAUCGUACGAAUAUUUGAUUGGAUGAGAAUUCGAAAGUCAAAAGCUUUGUCUAAAAACUUUCGCCGAUCGGCCAGUUUGUAUCGUAUCAUCCGAAGUAACGCAUCUUCUAUCGAGGUUAAAUUUAAAAUUCUCUAUUAUCGUACUAGAAAUCUGUUUAUCUUAUUUCUUUUCUUUUUAUAUUUUUUAUUGUUCACAUAUAUUCAGAAACGUCGUAAGUACGCGCGAAAGCCGCGUAAUAUCGACUAUUGAAACUACGUUUAUUUCUAAAAAUUCAAUUUUAACAGUGAAUAUUCGAGAUACAUUUCUAUUCUCUCGUCUAAGUCCUUUUCGUCCUUUAUUAGUAAAUAUUUUGCUUACAUGUCGGAACGGUUAUAGGAAAAACUGAAGAAGUUAAGGGAACGGUAUAAUCGCAAUUUGUAGCGAACUCUAUGAUUUAAAGUAUAUUAUAAGUAUAGAAUAAUUAUAUAGGACUAGUUUGUACAAGUGUGAUUAAGUUUUAAGUUAAAUUAAAUAAAAGAUGAGGCUAGAAGAUGCUCAUACUUUAAUCGGUUCUAACUGGUACCGACGAACUCGCAAACGUCCGCUGGUCGGACCUACAGGAUCUCCAUUCUUAGAUGCGACUUUGGUAGUACAAACCAGAGCUUGUCGAUGGUUUCGUAAAAAUAAAUCAGUAAAUCCAUUAAAACGAGUAACUUUUCGAGAUGAUGCAAUUAUAUCAAUGUCUGUGGCCGGAGAGGUAACUGAUACUUCCAUUAUGGAAAUUGGACGUUCAAGACCUCAAUUUCAAUAUUCUCGGGAAGAAUUGAUGGUGAUAAAGGGUUUACCUUUAUCUAAACGCAGACCUGGCUUUCUGGAUACCUCUUAUAAUAAUACACGUGGUGUAUGGGACCCUGAACGUUGGCAUUCAAAUAGAAAAUGUAGUGACACACCGCCUAAAGAUGAAAAAGGUAUACGUUCUGAAUCAAUUACUGAAAAUCAUAACAAGCGUCGCAAUGGUGAUCCUCGAGAACGAAUACGAAAAGAACAGGAUGGUAUUGUUUUAAGUCCCCAAAGACGAAGUUUUAAUUCUGGAUGUUUUGUUAAUGUGAACCAACCUCCAAAUAGACGCUCUGAAAGUCCAAUUGGUAAAACAGAGGUCAGUCAUCGGGAAACAGUUCGACGAAUUGGUAGUGGUAGAAUUUUGACACGUGACAUAUGGGACUUCAGAUCUGAAAAUGAAAAACUUGAACCAGAACGUACAGAUUUCUCGUUUAGAUCAGGUACAAGUGCAGGUAGUACAUUACGUGAUCGUGACAAUAGAGAAAGUAGGGAAACAAAAGAUCGUGAAAAUAUACGAGAUAGAGAACGCGAACGAGAUAAUCUACGUGACCGGGACGAAAGAAAUGAACGAUUCGAACGUCGAUCGUUUGGUCGUGACUUUGGAGAUCGUGAAAGAGAUCGCGAUCGAGAUAGAGGAGUGGAAAGAGCCGAGCGUAAUCAUCAAAAUGAUCGUGAUAAGGAACGCGGACGCGAAAGAAGAUUUAGUAAUGAUCGCAGAAAAAGCUGUGGUGAUAACCGUGAUGCAAAUGAGCCUGAAUGGUUUAGCUCAGGACCUACAUCUCAGCAUGAUACUAUUGAAUUAAGAGGUUUUGAAGAUAUUCCAGAAGAAAAAGUAGUUAGUAAUAGUGCCAAUGUUAAAACUAAAAAGUUAACAACUGCUCAAAAGAAACGUGGAAAAAGGAAUUCCUUAGAGAAAGAUGAAAAACAGAAUGAGAAUACAAUUGGACCUAAAGGACGUAGUACCCCAACAACGCUAGAUCAAUCAAUUAAUGUUGUACCUGCACCACAUUCUCCGAUAUCAGAACAAACUGAACCACCAUCUGAUUCUCAAAAAGAAUGUCAAGAUACUAGUGAUAGCAUUAUAACAGAAUCAAGUUCUGAGGUAGCUGAGAAUUGCAAUGUUCGUAAAAAUGAAGAAAAUAGUCAUCCUGAUUUCAAUCUAGACGAUUUCUUAAAAUCUGAUACUUUCCCUGGUGUUCCUGGUUUGUUAACUAACGGAGUUGGUUCAAAUGGUGGAUCAUGUUCUCGAUUUAGUCAGUGGUUUAAGAGAGAAAGUCCUAUUCAGCAACAAACAGAAAGUCGUAGAGCUUCUAUACAGGAUGAAUUGUUAAAUAAUUUACUCAAUGAUAUCACUGAACCGAAUAUUCAAAUCCCAUCAGUUACUGAGUCAAAUACAUACUUUGCUCCUAUAUCACCUGCUAAUCAAACAGCAAAUAAUACUACAUCUACCACUGGUGUAAAACUUCUUGAAAUGUUGCAACGUGGUAAUAAGCAACAGCAUAGUCAAAAUGGUCAAGCGGAUCUAACAACGCCAGUUAUACCAUUAAUGAAAAGUUCUUCUAUCAAAGAUAUGGAAGUAGGUGGAAAAGUUGUGCAUAGCUUGGAAGAAUUAGAGGCACGAAUGCGUGGCGGUGUUCCUCCACCUUCAUCUACGGCUGAACUGUCUCGUGUAAAUAAGACUGAAGAGGAUCUUUCUGCCUUUAAAAAAUUGCUUGCUCAAGUAACUGGUGGACAAGCUGUACCAGCAGCAAAUGGACCUAUGCCUCAAAAACCACAAUCUGUAACAUUGAUGCAGUUGCUUAAUUCACAAUUAAAAACACCACAACAACCAGUUGUUCCACAGCAAUCAGUUACAGAUCAAAUUCAUGCUUCAACAUUCAAUCAUGUUGGUCCUAUUGCUCCUACUCAACAUCCACACCAGGUUCAAAUGCAACAUGAAAACUUAAUGAAAGUAUUGCAUAUACAACAGCAACAGCAGAAACAUCGACAACAACAUUCUGAUAUGCUCUCCAUGAUAAUGAGUGGUCAACGAUUGAUGGGUGUCAGUCCUGUACCAACAGAAAUGCAAAUGAUGAUGAAUAAUGCUGCUUCAUCUGGACAAGAAUUAUUGCAAAGACCAGAAGCACAAGCUAUAAUUCAAGGUUUGCAACAAGGAGAAAUAACAAAACAGCAUUUGAUCCAACAAUUACAGAAUCCUGCCAUGCAGCAUCGACAUCGAGAAGUACUCGUUAAUAUUCUUAAAAUGUAUGGUGGAACUACAUCACGUGCGAUAAGUCCACAUCCAAAUGCACCUACUCCACAAGAUCAUAUUUUGCAUCAAAUGUUAUAUCAGCAACAGCAACAACAGCAGCAGCAGCAGCAGCAGCAACAACAACAACAACAACAGCAACAACAACAACAACAACAACAACAACGGAUUCCUUCUCCCAUGAAUAAUGCUUAUUGUCCACCCCCAAUAAUUUCAUCAAAUAUAGGAACCAGUCCCAACACAUUAACAGCAAAACAUUCAGUGAUACCACAUAGAGUACCUUCUCCACGGGAACUGGUUAUGCAUACUCAAUCCAUAAUGCAAAAUGCUUUAAUUAAGAAGAAAUUAGAAGAACAACGUGAGAACUUUCGUAAGCGACAGGAUCAACAACAACAGCAACAACAGAUUCAGCAAAGACCGUCCACUCCUGUUAAUUCUCCAGCAAAGCAAACAAUGAGUCCAACGCCACUUGCUUUUACGCCAACCUCAGUAUUACGCAAAAUGACCGCCGAUAAGGAGCCAGAGGGCAACAGCAAUGAUCUAGCAAAACUGGCUAACCAAAAUCAAGUACAACAAAUGCAGUCUGCAGUCCAGUUACUUACACAAGGAGUUCUUUCACGACAUAAUACAUUGCGACCACAAUCUAUUCAAUCUACAUGGUCUAAUCCAAAUAUUAAGCAAUAUCCUGGACGACCAAUAGUAAAAGGUGGCAGCGGUGGUAGCAGUGUCAAUCAGUAUCAGUAUAGUGGUGGCAAUUUAGAUUUUCAACAGCAGCAGCAUAGAACUGUGACGAAUGUAUAUGGCAAUCCUGCACGUUCCAAGCAUGCUAUGACUCCUACAGUAUCAUCACAUCCUAAUGUUCCUCAAUAUAAUGUUACUCAAAAUACUAUAAUAAACCAACGAUCAAACCAUAUGAAUCCCCAAAUGAAGCAGGUUCAACAAGUUCAAUCACAUAUGGCUAAUGUACAACAUCAACAACAACAACAACAACAAGCACAACAAACGCGAUCUGCAAACCCUCAAGUGCAACUUAUGUUGAAUCAAAACUACAACUCCAAUCGUUCAGAUGGACGAAUGAUGCGAUCACAGCAAUUAAAUAUCAACGUUGGCCGUCAAAAUUCUCCAGGUCUUGGAUUUAUGGGUAGUAAUGGUGGAGACUUAUCCCCAACAUCAAAUCAGUUAGCACGAUGGUUUACUCCUGAACUUCUUGCACAAGCUCGGGCUGGUAAGCUACCAGAGCUUGGUCAAACAAAUGUUUUGUCAUUGGAAGAAUUGGAAAGACUUCAACAUGCUUCAACGAAGGUGCAUAAUUGAUUUAACACAUUACAUUUCAUUGAAAUUUUUUUUCAAGUAGUAUAUUCCUGCUUUCAAAUCUUCCAAAUUGGAUUUGCUUUCAUAUUAAAGGCAUGAAUAUAAAACAUUAUUCAUAUUACAAAAACGCGCGAGUGAUUCAUAUGAAAUGGUGCUGGAAUUGUGAAAUUUCUUGUUACGCAAUCUCACACGAAAAGAAGAUUUAAAAACAAGCAGAUACACAAUUGAUUAUAUAUUUUAAUCUUCAAGCAGCAAAUAGAAUGCAGUAUUUCUUCUUCUUUUUAUAAACAUACAAAGUAUCUCAUAGGUUAAAUCCUUCAAAAUUUCAAAUUGUAUCUUAAGUAGGAAUUACAAAUGUACAGAAUAGAAAGUAUCGUGUAAGAUUUACAUAGCUAUCAUGUAAAAGCCAUUUAAGACACAUUUAUGUGAACAGCUUUCUGUAAGAAUGAUGUAUUGCUUAUAAGACUGAAACACUAAACACAAAAAUUCUUACUGAUAUAACAGUCAUAAAAAUCCAGAUCUUAUUUUAAAAUAAGCAACUAUUAAACGGCAGCAUAAUAAUGUUUAUUUGCCUAAAUGUGCAUGCAAGAGAUUUAUUAUAAUUAGGUUCCUACAAUCUAAUUAUAAUGCAAAUGCCAACGAUUUAUUACACAUUCAUAUAUAUGUAAAUUCUGAUUAUUUAUUAUUAUAAGUGAAUAUCCUAUGAUGUGGUACAAAAUAAUAAAUAGUAACACAUGAUGUAUGUUUAUUGUUACCACAAAAACUCGAUACUUGUAUUAGAGAUUUCACUAUGUUUCUCGCUAUAUAUAUAUUUUUCUAUUUUAUGCAAUGUCACGAUAUAUGAUAUACGUAUAAUAUAUAUAUGAUAUAUAAUAUGCUCGUAUAUAUAUAUAUAUAUAUAGAAAUGUGUCAUGACAAUGCAUAACAUGGAAAAUUUGCAACAUUUUUUAGGCAAAUAAGAUAUAUGCUGAUUCAUCAAAUGAGUUAUAAAUCACAGUGCUAUGCUCUAAUACAAAUACCUAUGUAAAUUUAGACACUGCACAUGUCCUAUUCCUAUAGUUACAGAUUUAUUAACUCGAAAAAGUAUAUGGAUGGAAGAGACAGGAUUUUGUGCUCCUUAAGUUACAUGCAUAUAUUAUAAAAAUAGAUAUAUAUAAUAUAUACUUUAUAGAGGUAUGUGUGUACAGUAUCAUUCUCACAGAUGGAAGUAUAAAACAAUAAUCUGAAAAAGAUUUCCAACAAAUUCGUGACAGAAUGUUUCAAAGUUUUUAUGUACUUACAAAAAAGCAUGUAGUGAAAACAUUUCACCAGGCAUAGAGAAACGGGUUUAACGAGAUAUCUUUGUACAUUAAAAAUAUGUAUAUCAUCGCUGCUGCUGCAAAUUAUAAGUUUGAUUUAUAAUUAUUUUAUCAUUAUCUGGUUACACAUUUUUUAAUAAUUAAAUUUCAAUCGAUAUAAAAAAAAGAUGGCCACAUUUAGAGACUUGAUUCCUUUCUCACUUUCUUCAUAUGUUGUAUUUUUUUUCUUAGUUUAUAUUUGUUUAAAAUAUCACAUUAUAUAAGCUGUAUUCAUUGGCUGUAUUUUCAAUGAAAUAUUGGAAGAUUAUAUUUCUAUUUAUACCUAUUAUAUCAUUUAUACCGAUUAUAUAUCACAAGAUGUAUUAAAAAUAUUAAGCGCGUCUUAUCAAUAUUAUUAGGAAAACUGUAUUAUAAACAGCAUUAGCUACUGAGGAAAGUGAAACAGUCUAAUAAAAUUCUUUAUUUACGAAAAAAUAUAAAGCAUCAUUUAAAGAUUAACAUUAUUAGAAUUAAAUAAAAAAAUGCCUUUAUAUAUAUAUAAUUAUACUUUUAUAUUUAUGAAAUAUUAUGUUUCCAAUUACUUUAACAAAUUAUAUAGACAGAGAAAUCUCGUUUCUUCUACUUUUUUUCUAAUCAAUGGAAGUUUCUCUAUACUAUGAAAGCCAAAGGUGUGAUGUCUAUAUAUAUAUAUAUACAUAUAUAUAUUUAUAUUUAUAUAUAUUAAUAGACUGAUCUCUCUAUAUUCUCUUUGAACCUUUAAACUUUAAAAUGCGUCCAUAAUAAUCAGAAGUAAAAGAAAUUGCAGGAAUUUAUUAUUACUAUUAAAAUUUACUUAAGUAUAUGAUUUAUAAUGAAAUCAACGUAUGUAGAAGUGUAUGUGUUUGUACAACAGUUGUGUAUUCCAUCUUUGCCUUGAACGAGGCUAAUAUUAUAUAUCCUAACUAUUUACUGAACGAGAAUAAUUAGGAGAGAGACCUGUGCUUUUUGGAAAAAUUUUCGCAUUUAUAUUUAACCUCUAAUAAAAGAGUUUGUUUUUUUAUGGUGAAAUAAUGGAUGUGUUAUACCGGAUAUAUACGUACACACAUUAAUUACGUAUGUACGUAAUAAUAAAAAUAGCUAUAUGUAGUGCAAUAAAAAGUUUAUUACAAAAUUGUAAGAAAAACUUAAGAUUUUUGAAACUUAAUGACAAACACUGCGUAUCUCUCCAUUUAAUUAAUCGAAAUUCAGUCGAAGGGUUCCAUCGUGUUAAAAAGAUUUAUAAAGUCGUAUCGUUGAAUCAGAAAUUCUUUGUACAUAAUUCAUGUUUCGAAACGUAAAAACGCGGAAGGUUUAUUAUUCUCUAGAAUCAUGCAUCAGAGAUUGAUGAUUGUAAAUAAAGUUAUUAGAAACUCUACAUUAUAUUGCAUCCGUAAAAAUGUCAAAAAAAAAUAAAUGCAAGGAGUUGUAAUUAUAA
Molecule: messenger RNA, 7237 nt
Organism: Vespula vulgaris
Lineage: Eukaryota; Metazoa; Arthropoda; Insecta; Hymenoptera; Vespidae
Product: eukaryotic translation initiation factor 4E transporter
Exons: 16
Coding region: 626-4489 (1287 amino acids)
Biological process (GO): negative regulation of translation
Cellular component (GO): cytoplasm; nucleus
Molecular function (GO): mRNA binding
Source: RefSeq, a predicted model, not a curated record